Messenger RNA from Bacidia gigantensis, 1797 nucleotides. It is a transcript of the gene HSP60, whose product is annotated as chaperonin. Bases 1 to 1797 code for a protein of 598 amino acids. Gene Ontology annotation, molecular function: protein-folding chaperone binding; ATP-dependent protein folding chaperone; ATP binding. The record is from RefSeq and is a predicted model, not a curated record. NCBI's taxonomy places the organism in Eukaryota, Fungi, Ascomycota, Lecanoromycetes, Lecanorales, Ramalinaceae. Gene Ontology annotation, cellular component: mitochondrial inner membrane; mitochondrial matrix. Gene Ontology annotation, biological process: protein import into mitochondrial intermembrane space; protein refolding; apoptotic mitochondrial changes. The transcript is spliced from 3 exons.
AUGCAGCGAGCAUUGACCUCUGGGGCUCGAGCCUCGUUCCUUUCUUCUGCCGCAUCACGUGCGAACUCGAUCCCAAAGUCUCGCAUUGGUGCCGCUUCUCUCACAGCUUUCCAACAGCAACGAUACGCCCACAAGGAUCUCAAAUUCAGCAACGAAGCCCGUACCUCCCUCCUCAAGGGCGUGGACACCCUCUCAAAAGCAGUCGCAACGACUCUUGGCCCCAAAGGAAGAAAUGUUUUGAUAGAGUCUAGCUAUGGUUCACCGAAAAUAACGAAAGAUGGUGUCACCGUAGCAAAAGCGAUUACAUUACAGGACAAGUUUGAGAAUCUUGGUGCACGAUUACUGCAGGAUGUCGCUUCCAAAACCAAUGACGUGGCUGGAGACGGUACCACCACCGCUACAGUGCUUGCGAAAGCCAUAUUCUCCGAGUCAGUGAAGAAUGUCGCCGCAGGAUGCAAUCCAAUGGACUUGCGGAGAGGCACACAAGCAGCUGUAGAUACUGUUGUACAAUACCUUCAAAGUAAAAAAAGAGAUAUUACGACAGGGGAGGAAAUUGCCCAGGUCGCUACGAUAAGCGCAAAUGGUGACACCCACAUCGGCCAGCUGAUCUCGAACGCUAUGGAGAAGGUCGGCAAGGAGGGUGUCAUCACAGUGAAGGAAGGGAAGACGAUCGAGGAUGAGCUAGAAGUGACUGAGGGUAUGAAGUUUGACCGAGGUUUCACAUCCCCAUACUUCAUCACCGACACAAAGGCCCAGAAAGUUGAGUUUGAGAAGCCCCUAAUCCUGCUUUCUGAGAAAAAGAUUUCGGCUAUUCAAGACAUCAUUCCUGCCUUAGAGGCUUCAACCCAACAGCGACGGCCGCUUGUGAUCAUUGCCGAGGACAUUGACGGCGAGGCUUUGGCUGUCUGCAUUCUCAAUAAGCUUCGAGGCCAACUACAGGUUGCUGCAGUCAAAGCUCCUGGCUUUGGUGACAAUCGCAAAUCAAUACUAGGGGAUAUCGGAAUCCUCACAGACGGCACUGUCUUCACAGAUGAGCUCGAUAUUAAGCUAGAAAAGGCUACGCCAGAAAUGCUUGGCACGACCGGCUCCAUCACUAUCACAAAGGAAGACACGAUAAUACUCAACGGUGAGGGUAGCAAGGAUGCCAUCACUCAACGCUGCGAACAGAUCCGUGGUGUCAUUAACGAUCCAUCAACUUCGGACUACGAGAAGGAGAAGCUACAGGAACGUCUUGCCAAACUCUCUGGCGGCGUUGCCGUGAUCAAGGUCGGAGGAGCUUCUGAGAUCGAGGUCGGCGAAAAGAAGGAUCGAGUCGUAGAUGCACUCAACGCUACUCGUGCCGCUGUUGAGGAGGGCAUCCUUCCUGGCGGAGGAACUGCCCUGCUAAAGGCCGCCGCCAACGCCCUUGGAACUCUCAAACCAAGCAACUUCGAUCAACAGCUCGGUGUCUCCAUUGUUAAAAACGCCAUCACCCGGCCUGCACGGACGAUUGUUGAGAAUGCCGGCACCGAAGGUAGCGUUGUGGUCGGCAAGCUUACCGACGAAUAUGGCUCCGAUUUCAACAAGGGCUAUGACAGUCAAAAGGGCGAGUAUGUUGACAUGAUUGCUGCUGGUAUCGUCGAUCCUCUUAAGGUCGUCCGCACCGCUUUGGUCGAUGCAAGCGGUGUAGCGUCACUGCUUGGUACCACCGAAGUGGCCGUUGUAGAAGCUCCUGAAGAGAAGGCUCCGCCUGCUGGUGGCAUGGGUGGAGGUGGUAUGGGAGGCAUGGGAGGUAUGGGUGGUGGAGGCAUGUUCUAA